AUGGCAUCUCUCAUGGCGCUCCGACGAGCUCCACCCACAUCUUCUCUGCACCGGUCAUCGCCCGUGUUACUGGAUUUCCUUGCGCCCUCAGCCUUAAGACACAACUCUCGCCAAUACACCUCAACAGCUCCAAAACAGACCGUAGUGGCCGGUCAAGAUGGCACGCGUGACCCUCAAUCCGGCUCGCCCAAGCCGAAAUACGUUCUCAGCCAGCGCCAACGCGAAUUCAUGAACAGCGCCCUCCGAGUCAACCAAGCCGGCGAACUCGCCGCCACCCUAAUCUACACCGCGCAAACGCCACAGGUGGUGCGGUCUCACCCCCAUCUGCGACCCUUGAUGAAACACAUGUACGACCAAGAGGCCGGCCACCUGUCCACCUUCAACAGUCUCAUCGCCAAACAUCGCGUCCGACCAACGGCAAUGUACCCUCUCUGGGAAAAGGCGGCCACCUUCCUCGGCUGGUCGACGGGCGUCAUGGGGCGAGAAGCAGCCAUGGCCUGCACGGAAGCGGUGGAGACGGAAAUUGGCUCGCAUUACAACGAACAGGUGCGGGAGAUCCUGUCGUGGCAGGAGGAGGCCGAGAAACGAGGCGAGGAGCUAGACGACGAGCUGAAGGAAAUGCUGGCUACAUUCCGACGGAUCCGGGAUGAGGAAUUGGAGCAUUUGGACCAUGCUGUGGAAAACGACGCCAAAGAGGCGCAACCGUACGACCCAUUGGUCAAUAUCAUUCGGUUAGGCUGUCGGGCAGCGAUCAAGAUCAGCGAGAAGGUAUGA
Molecule: messenger RNA, 774 nt
Organism: Aspergillus melleus
Lineage: Eukaryota; Fungi; Ascomycota; Eurotiomycetes; Eurotiales; Aspergillaceae
Gene: COQ7
Product: demethoxyubiquinone hydroxylase family protein
Exons: 1
Coding region: 1-774 (257 amino acids)
Biological process (GO): ubiquinone biosynthetic process
Cellular component (GO): mitochondrial inner membrane
Molecular function (GO): 3-demethoxyubiquinol 3-hydroxylase activity
Source: RefSeq, a predicted model, not a curated record